AUGGCACAAGGAGACGAGGAACUGUUUAUUCAGGACCCCCCCACGGCCGCAAGAAAGGAGUCGCGCUCAGGCACCAUACUCAAAGCCUGGCUCGCGCUUGUGGCCCCCUUCACCUUUGUCCUAAACAAGUUCAUUCACUUACUACCCUACUCAAACAAUCGCAAAAUGUCCGUGUUCACCAUCUACAUCGGUCUCAUGCUCGUUUUCAUAGUGCCCACCAUCUUCUACAUGGACGAAAGCAUCUUUCUGCUGUCCAAAAACAAAUACGAGGUCGACUCGGAGACCUCUUUUCGCAAGCUUCAGAAAUCGCACACCAAUAAUCUGGCCUAUGUGAUAUUGCCUGCUGAGAAACACACGGAGCCGCACACGCCCCGCCAGUCACUUUUUGACCAGCGUGUGGCUGUCGCUGCGUGGCUCAGCCACCUCAAAAAGCAUCUGAUGGAAAACAACGGCGUGCUGGACCCUGACUUCCAGCUGCCGUUCUCGUGGGCCGAGUGGGUCGACCUCGAGUCCAAGCUUACGCUUGACAAGCGCCAUUUGCAUCUGUGGAAGAGCUACCACCCAGAAAUGCAGAACCGCACGUUUUCCGAUCUCAGCUGUGCCGACUUCCGACUGCUUUAUGCAGACAAAGACGAGGUUCUGCAGGUAUGCAAAGACCUCAGCCACGAGGAGCGCGCGCGGUACCCCUGGUACCCAUUUUCGUUCAAAAUUACCGAGCGCACGGGCUCGGAACUCGCUGAGGCUGGCCGGAUCCUGUUUGGAGCGUCGUACAUGCUCACGACGGCGCCACCGCCCGCUCGUGUGCAUUUCAUUGGAGCUGGGCUCAACAAGUCGUCUGUCGUACUGCUGACCGAACGGGAUCCGGUCACGCAACUGCCGAUUGCUAGCAACCGGUCCAGAGACAUCUACUCGAUCGGCGCCGACCUCGUCAGCAACGAGGCUCGUUUGCGCGGCGUUUCCGUCGACAGGGUCCACAGAGACGGGGUGCGCAUCGACAAAAUGGUCACCGAAUUGUCCACUCUGUUCAACUAUGACACGUCCGUGCAGACCAUCUACGGCGAGGACGAGCUUGUUUUCGACAAAUCGUAUUUCCUCAAGCUGGACGACCAGGUCAAAGUCAUGACCAGCGUCGAGAUGACCAAGGAGGAUUUCGUGUACGAGCACGAGGACAUCAUGAACAGCAUGAAGCAGCGGAUCGAGAAACAGCUCGAGGCGGAACCUGAUACCGUCGUCGACUCGCUGUUCGACCAUCAGCUGUUGAAGAACAUCGAGCGGGAAAUGGACCUGUUCGAGGCCAACGGCCGCCACAUGCCGUACUUGCGCGAAGCGUACGUGAACCACACGCAUCUGGGCGCGCAUUUCGACUGGCGUUUCUUCAACGGCAUCGACCACCCGCAGGAGUACCGCAAAGCCAUCAUCCACCGAAUCGGUCGCGCGUGGCUGCGGUUCUGCUACCAGUCGGGCUUCCGCACGUUUGUGGCGUACGGCUCGAUGCUGGGCUGGAUCAGAAACGGGCUCACGCUGCCGUGGGACGAGGACAUCGACGUGGUCGUGUCGGUGGACUCGCUGUACAAGAUCGCCAGAAACCACAACCAGACACUCAUAGUCGACGUUUCGUCCGAAGACAAGUACGCCGCUGGUAUCGGCUCAUACCUGCUGGACAUCGGCCCGUCGUUCUACUCACGUGUGCGCGGUGUCGGCGCCAAUGCCAUCGACGGCAGAAUGAUAGAUACCAUGUCUGGGGUUUACGUGGACAUCACCGCCAUUGCGUGGACAGCGGACUAUUUCUCGCAACACGGCAUCGACGAUGUCGUCCGCACGCUUGUGGACCCGGAGUACAGAAGCAAGAUCGAUAAGCUCGAGGACAAGGACUCAUACCGCGAGCAGAUCGACAACAAGGCCAGAGACAUGCAACAAAACCACGAGAUCUACCACUGCCGGAACGACAACGUUUUCCGGCUCGACGAGCUCACGCCAAUGGUGCCUACGUACUUUGAAGGCGUCCGGACGCACGUCCCGCACAAGUUUAAGCAGAUCCUCGACAGAAAGUAUCCGAGAGCGUUGCAACGGACCACUGAACCGGAAAAUCAGCCGUUCCGCACCUACAAGAAAAAUCUGCGUCUCUGGGUGGAUGAUUCCCAAUGUCCUGGAAAUGACAACGAGGGCUUAUUGUGCCAUGAUGAGGACAUUCUUGAAGAAUACGCUCACACCAAGGAAUACACGGCCCGCCACCUAGAGCUCCUGAAACACAUCUAUGACAAUGCGCUUAGCAUCGAGGACGAGACCGUUCCAAUGCGGUACGACCAGUUCAUUGUCCGGUACGCCCAAUGGCUCAAUGCCCGGCUGGAAUAG
Molecule: messenger RNA, 2352 nt
Organism: Ogataea parapolymorpha DL-1
Lineage: Eukaryota; Fungi; Ascomycota; Pichiomycetes; Pichiales; Pichiaceae
Exons: 1
Coding region: 1-2352 (783 amino acids)
Source: RefSeq, a predicted model, not a curated record